Messenger RNA from Melospiza melodia melodia, 2057 nucleotides. It is a transcript of the gene DNAJB6, whose product is annotated as DnaJ heat shock protein family (Hsp40) member B6. The coding region runs from base 190 to 1209 and encodes 339 amino acids. Gene Ontology annotation, molecular function: Hsp70 protein binding. The record is from RefSeq and is a predicted model, not a curated record. Lineage: Eukaryota; Metazoa; Chordata; Aves; Passeriformes; Passerellidae. The transcript has 9 exons.
AAGCAGUUCCGAUACGUUCGCUCAGUGUUUACUGCUCGGGAUAGGGGCAGCAGGGAGGUUUGUUGUGGGUGAGGUCGGCAGAGGUCGGGUGUUUUGAGUUCGCUGUUGCCAGGUUCCGGGCUGAGUUGAAAGCUGACACUGCCAGGACUGGAAAGGCUCAGCUGUUGUUACCACAAGAACUCCUGAAACAUGGUGGAUUAUUAUGAAGUUCUGGGAGUGCAGAAGCAUGCCUCAGCAGAGGAUAUCAAAAAAGCGUACCGUAAGUUGGCACUGAAAUGGCACCCUGAUAAAAACCCAGACAAUAAGGAUGAGGCAGAACGGCAGUUUAAGCAAGUAGCUGAGGCCUAUGAAGUCUUGUCAGAUGCUAAAAAACGUGACAUCUAUGACAGAUAUGGAAAAGAAGGCCUAAUAAAUGGAGGUGGAGGUGGAAAUCAUCAUGAUAGUCCAUUUGAUUUUGGAUUUACAUUCCGCAACCCAGAUGAUGUCUUCAGGGAGUUUUUUGGUGGAAGGGACCCCUUUUCAUUUGACUUCUUUGAAGACCCUUUUGAGGACUUCUUCGGUGGCAGGCGGGGUCAGAGGGGAAACAGAAGCAGAGGUGGUGGUGGAUCAUUUUUCUCUGCCUUUGGUGGAUUCCCUGCUUUUGGAAGUGCUUUCUCUCCAUUUGACACAGGUUUUACUUCGUUUGGCUCCCUGGGACAUGGAGGCCUUACUUCAUCAUUCUCCUCUACGUCAUUUGGUGGCAGUGGAAUGGGAAACUUCAAAUCAGUAUCAACCUCAACUAAAAUAGUUAAUGGCAGAAAAAUUACUACAAAGAGGAUUGUUGAGAAUGGACAUGAGAGAGUAGAAGUUGAAGAAGAUGGCCAGUUAAGGUCGCUAACAAUAAAUGGGGAGGCAGAUGAAGAAGCCUUUGCCGAGGAGUGCAGACGGAGAGGACAACACGCGCUGCCCUCCCAGCCCAGCAACCUGCGCCUGCUGAAGCCCCACAAGCCUGGCAGCUCGCCCCGCUUCGCACAUUACAGUAGUGAUGAGCUGGAAGAGCAGGACAAGAGCCGCGUUAUGAGCAGCUUCGAGACCCCUAUUUAUUUAUCAGGUGUGCACAAGCAUGUUGGUGAGAAAGGUGCAGAGAAGGACCCAUCACAUAGUCAAAAGCCAAAUGCAAAAAGCCAUGCAAAAAGCCAUGCAAGAAGUUGGUGCUGUGUGUUGACUUAAUGUUAGUGCCCUGGUAGAUAAUAAACAGCAGCUUGUUUGCCUUCAUCCUGCUUUAGCUCUGAUCUUCCAUUUAGCCUAGAUUCACUAACGCCCUGAGAUAUUUAAGGAUCCAGGGCAAAUACUGUUGUGCUGCUGAAGUGCCUGUGCUCUUUGUUGUUAAAAGUGAAGGCAUUUUAGAGGUUAACUCAUCACAGUACUUUGCACAUUCAUUUACUUAAAUUGUGCUUGGCUUCCUUGUCUAAGGAGAAGUUCAGCAAGUUGAUACUAUUUCUGGAAGCUGCAGUUUUAGUCAACUAGAUCCUAAUAGAGGAGGCUGAGAACGUUCAGGCAAACGUGGCAACGUGGCAGUUGUCCGGGUUAUUUUUGGAAGUAAUUAGUCCUUUGAUAUAUUUCCAGUCUGUAAUUUUUUGGCAAUGUAGUCCAGAGGCUAUCUUGGACAAUGAAGUCCUUGUAAUUACUUGAUUUAAUUGGAACCUGUGGUCAGAGAUCAUCCAGGACUGCAAGGACAGGUUUUUCUGAUACGUGAAAGAUGCCUUUCUACUUGGAUGCCCAAAGCAAGGACCCUUUUCAGUAGUGUGAAAUCAGGGGAAGUGCUGGGAAGUGUGAGCCUAUGAGGCUUCUCAGGGUAAACACAGCACAUGAAAAAUAUGCACUGUAUCCCAAAACAGGUGCUCAUGUGCUCCCAGUGCUAUACCAACUACCAAUGUGUUUAUGAGCCUUUAAACCCAACAAUGUCUUUUGUAUGGAAGGCCUAAGGAUAUUAUGAUAGAUGGCACAUUGAAAAAAUAGAACAAUUUAGAUUAAUAUCUUCCUGACAAGUUGCUGUUUGUGUCUUUAAAGAUGACCAA